Paramecium pentaurelia is the source of this 4021-nucleotide messenger RNA. The record is from the annotation of a GenBank genome assembly. Lineage: Eukaryota; Ciliophora; Oligohymenophorea; Peniculida; Parameciidae.
AUGUUUAAAAUUACAUAGACUCAAAUUUUGGAAUGGGUUAAAGAUGGCAACGCUGAAACCCUAAGUACAUUUUUUGAAUAAAGUCUUCAAUAAAAUUAGAAUGGAUUGAAUUCGUUUUUCAAAAUGGUUGACAAAGAAAAACGAAAUGUAGUCCAUUGGGCUGCAUAUUUAGGCUAAUUGGCAUUACUAGAAAAAUGGCUAUCAUAGUAUUCAUAAAUCAUAGACCUAAAUCAGGUUGAUCUACACAACUACACUGCUGUAGAACUUGCUAGCAUAAAAGGGUAAGUGAUAUUAUUUCUAUUUAAAGUUUUAUGAAGGAAUAUAAUUCUUAACUUUAGUUUAGGUUGAUUAAGUUACUACUUGAUCACAAUGCCAAAUUGCCUACAGAAAACAAAUAUAAAAGAGCCAAUCCAUUACAUUGGGCAUAUUAUUAUGGCAAUUUAGAGUUAAUUGAAUUUCUCUUAUCUAAUUACUCAGAUCUACAAUAUUUAUUAGAUUAAUUUGAUAUGUAUCCAAUAGAUUAUUUAUUUCUUGAAAACCGACCUGAAGAAUAUCAGUAAUUGUUUAUUGAAAAUAUAAAAUAGGAAAAAAUACAAGGCGAUAUUUGUAAAGACUGUAUAAGAAUAUGCUUUAAAAAAUGAUGGUCAUCAAUUUAAAACUAUUAGGAAUUUAAACACUUAGAUGACUAUAGCAAUAGGAUCCAUAUCUUACAAAUCAAAUAAUUUGGAAAAUCCCAUUAUGAUUAAUGAUCAAAAUUAACCUUAAUUGAAAGAACCAGCAAAUGAAUUAGAAAGCAUAGAUUAAGAAAAUAAAUUGAAUUAGCAUCUAUAAUGUGGAUAAACAGCUAUGACUUUAAUGUCAAAAAUGUAAUAAACUAGUACAAUAUAAUAAAAAAGAGAUUCUAUCAGUUCUAGAAUUAGUUAAUAAUUUAAAUCUAUCUAAGAGAGAAUGAAGAAAUUACCUAAUAAGUAUGUGUAAAAUGAACUACCAUUUGAAGAUUCUUAAUAAGAUUUGAAUGAGCCAGAAGCAGAGAAGAUUCCCUCAGUAAAAAUUAUUUAACCUACAAAUACAAUCUUCUCUGAUCCUCAUUACAACAUUACAGAAAACAUUGAAAAUAAUAUUGGUUCUAAAAAUGAUUUAGAAAGUGAUCGAAAUUAAUUUAGAGUUUUGUUAUAAUAAGAUGAUGAAUUUGGUAGACUAUUUAAAUCUAAUAAUAUACCUUCUAGAUCUGAAUAAUCUAAAUAUAUGGUUUCACAAUAUUAAUAAUCAUAAGCUCCUUCUUAAUUUGGUAGACAAUUAUCUCAAGAAAUCUAAAUAUCAUAAGAUGAUUAUAGACCAUCAAUGAAUGAUUUGAGACCUUCAAUGAAAGAUUUUCAAAGAGUAAAAUCUAUGAGACCUUCAUUAAAAAGACCUGGAUAAAAGUUGAUUACAAGAAAAAGUACUACCUUUAAUGAGACUUAUACUAUAUAUCAUUAUGCAAAUAGUUAAACAAAGAAAUAAUUAUUUGAAUGUAGAUUGUAGUUUUGGUCAGCUAGAAUUGAAUCAACAGAAUUCUUUAGUUAUUUCUUGAAGCAGAAAUGCAAUCCAUUUUUAAUUUAAUAUUAAGGAUUCAAUUGUCUUCAUAUUGCAGCUAAUAAAGGUAAAUAUGAGAUUUUAAAAUAAAUUUUGGAAAGUGAAUAUGAAUAUUAGGAAUUAAAAGAUCUUUUAAGAUUACAUAGAUCUAUUACAGUAGGAUAAUUCUCAAAAACAUAUAUUAAAAAAGAUAUAUUUAAUAAGGUAAAUAUUUAUAUAAGUUUUAUAGGUUGAAGCAUUUAAUAUGAUGACAGAUUAGAAUCCAUCUAAUGCAUUACAUUUAGCAAUAGAGAUUAAUAAUUUUAAAUGUAUGAAAAUUUUAGUAGAACAUGGAGUUUCAAUGGAUGUUUUGAAUCAUAGAUGUUUGAUGCCUAUAGAAUUGACAUUUGAUGAAAAAAUGGUUAAAUAUUAUGAAAAUCACUAUCUUAAAGGUAAGGAAUAGAGUUUUAAUUUAAUGGGAUAUAUGUAUGUAAUUUAAACUUCUGGGAAUUAAGAUAUAUGUUAAGAUAUUGUAUUAUUGUAAUUAUAGAAUAUCAGAUAAUCAUUUUAAUAAAGAAAUAUGGAAUUUGAAUUUCUUAUUAUAAAUACUCCAAAUUAUAAAUAUAUGUAUAAUGGAAAAGAACAUUGUGUGAAACAUCAUUAUUAUGUAAUCAAGUUAUCAGCAGAUACAAUUUACAAAUUAGCAGAUAUCUAUUAGAUUGAAUGCUAUCAUUUUACAAAGAAGGUAAUAUUCUAAUUAACCGAUAUAGCAUUUAACAAAAUUUAAAUAUGGAGAUUAUGGCCAUUUUGAAUUUCCAAAACCAUUAUAAAUUCAAUAACUUAUAAUUAAUGUCUUAAAUGAAGAAUUUGAUUUAGAUAAGUUUGUUUUAGAAGGAUUGGUGAUUUCACAUUUUCCUUUAGAAGAUAGUUCAAAAUCAUAAAAAGUCAGUGAAAUGUGGAAGGAUCUUCAAUACAAUUGUAUUAGAGAUACUAUAAGAAUAAAAACUCAUUAAAUAGCAUUGAGACCAUUGAAUUCAAUAGCUUCUUAUUAUGGACCUGUUAUUGCUUGGUAUAUAGCAUUUAAUGUUUAAAUAGUCGGAUGGUUAAUUAUACCAGCUUUGGUUGGAUCAGCAAUCUAAUUAUAUUAAUUGAUUGCUGAUUAAAUUCAGUAUGAUAUAAUAAUAUUAAAGUGCUUCAAUUUUACCAUCUUAUGCUUUGUUCAUGUCUCUAUGGGCUACUCUAUUUAUGGAGAAGUGGAAGAACAGAGAAUCAGAACUCAAAUAUAUUUGGGAUAUGCAUAAAUUUAAACAACAAGAACCAUAGAGAGUUAUGUAUACAGGACUUUAUACUGUUGAACCAUGCAAAAAUAAAGUUGAAGUAUAUGACUCUUUUACAACUUUUAAGAGAAGAUUGAUUGUUGAAUUUCCUGUAAUAUUAUUAGGGUUUUCUAUUAUUUUGGUAAGUUUUCUAGCAUUUAAUUAAUGGCAAGGAUAAUAAGAUCCAUAAAGUGUUUAUAUGCCUAUAAUUAUAAAUUCAUUGAAUGGUGUUAGUAUGACUGUUUUAUGUGAUUUAUAUAAAAGACUUUGUAAAUUUGUUGUAAAUUGGGAGAAUCAUAGAUUUAAUUCUGAAAUGUAGCAUUCUUAUGUUUUAAAAGUAUUUUUAUUUGAAUUUUUGAUAUCCUAUAUUUCAGUAGUUUAUGCUGUAUUAUUUAAAACAGAUUAGACAUAAUUAACAUUAUCUGUUGCUAGUAUAAUUAUAACAAGAGGUUUGAUUUCUAAUUUAUAAAGUAAUUGUCUACCUUAUCUAUUAUAUAAAUAUUUAAAGUGGGGUUUGAAGGAUUAAUUUGAAACAUUUAAGGUUUUUAAAGAAUAAUUCAAGAUAUGUGAUAUGUAAUAUGUGAAGGAGAAAUUGAAAUAAGCUUAAUAGAUUGAAUUUAUGAAGUUGAUGGAGGAUAGUAAUAGUAAAUAGCCAUAAAAAGAAUUAUAUGAGGAAUAUACUAAUAUUGCUAUUCAAUUUGGAUAUACAACUAUGUUUUCACCUGCAUUUGCUGCUGCUCCAUUAUUUUUCCUGUUGAAUCAAUUUAUCAAUUUGCAAUUCUCAAUUUCAAAUUAUUAGAGAGUUUUAAAGCGAGAAGUAAGAUUUUUAAAUACUAAAGAGAGCAUAAGCUGCUGACUCGAUUGGCAUUUGGUUGUCCAUAUUUGAACUAAUGAAUUACUGUUCUACAUUUAUGAAUUGUCUUGUAAUAGGUAUAGUAAAUAAGGCUGAGUUUGAAGGAUUAAUAGGGGAUAGUAAUCCACUAAUAUAAGUAUUAGUAUUGGCAGCUAUUGAACAUAUCUUAUUAUUAAUAAAAUAUUUAUUAGGAAUAAUGAUACCAGAUUGUCCUUAUUGGGUUUCAAAAGAGUUAAGAAAAUAUGCUUAUUUUGAAGGAUAGAGUGCUAAAAUUCAUGAUAAUAGUGAGAUUAUUUUUUGA